This is a messenger RNA of Triplophysa dalaica, 3286 nucleotides long. RefSeq names its product septin 9a (gene septin9a). Gene Ontology annotation, biological process: cytoskeleton-dependent cytokinesis. Gene Ontology annotation, cellular component: septin complex; cell division site; microtubule cytoskeleton. Gene Ontology annotation, molecular function: GTPase activity; GTP binding; molecular adaptor activity. The transcript has 12 exons. The record is from RefSeq and is a predicted model, not a curated record. Bases 235 to 2037 code for a protein of 600 amino acids. Lineage: Eukaryota; Metazoa; Chordata; Actinopteri; Cypriniformes; Nemacheilidae.
AGGUGUGUGAACAGGUAAACUUCGGCGGUGUGUGGGAGUUAUAGUCCUGACUACACUGUGCGGGCGCUUAAACAUAAAGACGAAUUAAAUCGAUACAUUUAUUUACCGGUUCACGUGCGCUGUACCGAGCUUUAAGGGAGACUUUUUCCGCAACGAACGAACUUACUUCAGAUGUUGCGAUCUCAUACGGAUCUGAUUGACUGAAGUUGAGAUCCUUAGGAGUGGCCUGUGAACAUGAAGAAGAAUUCUGGCAUCGCUCGGUCUACCAGCGGCAGGAUGAGAAGGGCAGAGAAAGAUGUAACCAGUCCUACUGGUACUGCACUUAAGAGGUCAUUUGAGGUGGAGGAAGAUGCAUCCACAAACCCAUCCCCUCUCUCCCGCAGAACAACCAACCCUCUGCGCUCCUCCACUUCUUCCAGCAGUCGUUUCCAUGACAUGAGCUCCCGCAACUCUGAGUCCACUUCCAGGCAAGAUUCCUCCUCCAACCAACGAUCACCAAAGUCCAGCCUCCGCCGCGUGGAGUUAUCAUCGGGACGUGCUCCAGAGAAUGUGUCACGCAGGACAGAGAUCUCCAUUGAUAUUUCUUCUAAGCAGGUGGACAGCUCGCCCAGUCCUGGUUUUGCGCGCUUUGGCCUUAAGAGGCCUGAGGUCUCACUCCAAAGUAAAGCCACAGAUGUGCCCAUUCACAGAAGGGCUGAGGGUAACCACAGCAGAUCCCAAGAACCUCCGACACCCCCCAGGAGAGCUGACCCACCUCUGUCUUCAUCCAGGUUACCGGAGCUAUCCCAGAGGAGAGCGGAACCUCCCAGUCCUCUGGAGAUCUCUACUUCAUCCAGACGGGCCGAGAUGCAUAUUAACAGACAGCUGGACACACCUUCUCCUGCCAGGGAAUCGGAGAACAGCUUCACCUCAGCAGCCAGCAUCACUCCCACCUUGAAUGAAUACAAGACCCCUCCAUCGGCGCACGAAAACCCCAUAAGGCUGACCGAGAGGUCAGAGGUCAUUUCGAGCUACAGCAGCAGUAGCAGCAGCAGUAGCAUCAUGGCAGAGUCUGUUAUACCAGAGAUGCCCCCAUCUAUGUGCCUUGACAAGAACACCAUGGACUUCAGUUAUGUGGGCAUCGAUGCCAUCCUGGAGCAGAUGAGGAGGAAGGCCAUGAAACAAGGCUUUGAGCUCAAUAUAAUGGUAGUGGGUCAGAGUGGAUUAGGAAAGUCCACACUCAUGAACACGCUCUUCAAGUCCAAAGUGAGCCGGAAGUCUGUCCUGGGCACAGCUGAGGAGAAGAUUCCCAAAACUAUAGAGAUCAAGUCUAUCAGUCAUGACAUCGAGGAGAAAGGGGUUCGAAUGAAGCUGACAGUCAUAGACACACCAGGGUUUGGAGAUCAGAUUAACAAUGAGAACUGUUGGCAGCCCAUCAUGAAGUUCAUCAAUGACCAGUAUGAGCAGUACCUGCAGGAGGAGAUCAACAUUAACAGGAAGAAGAGGAUUCCAGAUUCAAGAGUGCACUGCUGCAUAUACUUCAUACCGCCCACAGGACACUGUCUCAGGCCUUUGGAUGUGGAGUUCAUGAGACGCCUCAGCAAGGUGGUGAACAUCGUUCCUGUCAUCGCCAAAGCUGAUACUCUGACACUAGAGGAGAGGGAUUUCUUCAAGAAGAAGAUCAGGGAAGAGCUUCGUGCAAAUGGUAUAGAUGUCUAUCCACAGAAAGAGUUCGAUGAGGACGCCGAAGACAGGAUGAUCAACGAGAAAAUAAGAGAGAUGAUUCCAUUUGCGGUAGUAGGAAGUGACCAAGAGUAUCAGGUCAAUGGACGGAGGCUCCUGGGAAGGAAAACAAAAUGGGGAACCAUUGAAGUUGAGAAUAUUGCCCAUUGCGAGUUUGCUUACCUACGUGACCUCCUCAUAAGAACCCACAUGCAGAACAUUAAAGACAUCACCAGCAGCAUCCACUACGAGAUGUACCGUGUCCGUCGACUCAACGAGAACAACACUCAGGCCAACGGCCUCGGCGAUCACCACCCCGCCUCCCACGAAAUCUAGCUCCCCGGCUGAACACCCAUUUCUCCCUCCUCCCCGCGUCCAACUUACACUCCACUCCAGCCCCUUCAAUCAGCCGUGGACUGAGGUGAAGAGGUCAAUCAAGAGAAGCACAUAAUGACUUUACCUCCCACAAACUUCAUGUCCAUAAACCCUCAAAACCUUUUAUUCUGGCAACAGAGACCCAGAGCAAAGAGCUCCAUCUUAAAAAUAAGUCUGAUUUGCCCGUUAAAGAGCUUCUCUGUAUAUUGCAUGUGUUUGACUGAUGCUGUGUGCAUUAGGAGUCAUUGUUCAAACUGUGCAAGAUUAUGAUUCAUGAUUAUUUUACAGGGGUUUUCUCAGAAAUACAUAUUUUUAUGCGAUUUGUCAACUGUUCUAAUAAUAUUUAUGCUUCAUUUUGAGCAGACCCCAUAACAGGCAAAGUCAUCUUCUGUAUCCAGGGUCUCAUUCCAUAUUAAAUAAUGAUCCAUUUGUUCCAGCUGUCUCUUUUCGGCACAGGUGGAGUUGAUUGUAGAAUCUACAGGUUAUAACGUGUCUUUCUUUACAAAGCCACAAGCCAACAUCCAUCCUGUGCAACAUGUUUUGCUGUUGGUUUUGCUGUUUUAAAGUGUUCGGAUGAUACAGGGAAACAUUCACUGAACCCCUGGUGCCUUAUUGAAACAUUAAUGAGUGGAAUCACACGGUUAGGAUUUGUAUUCCAAACAUUGUGAAUAGUUUUUGUCCAUGAACACGAAAAGAUCUCUGAACUGAACAGUGGCUACAAAUGAUCUUAUUUAUGGUCAAAUGUGAUCUGGAUUUGACCUGAUGGACAACAUUCAACAACCCCGCUGUCCAUCAUGCUUCAGUUCACGUGUCUGUACACCUGGCACAGUUUUAUCAGGCAAAAUUGAGUGCCUUGUUUUUACUUUGUUUUUGGAUAUGUGGAAAUGUACACCAGACAGCUUUUUAUUUGUCAGUUGUCUUCUAGCUUGGAGGAAAAGGCCUGCAGGAGAAAGGACUUUAAACCGUGCCAAGAUUUCUGUGUGCCUGAACUUUUUAAAGAUUCCUUCCAUGUCUGAUAAGGAGCCACUUUUAAGAACGGCUCUGGCUUUUUUUGUUCUGUGCAAAACUCUUCAUAAAUGCUCAUCUUUGGGAAAAUCUAUUUGUUUUGUCCUGUGCUGUGUAUUCAUAGUGAUAAGAUUUUGUAUUAUCAGAGUAACACAAAUAACUCCUGGUGUUUUAAAAGAAUAAAGAUUUAAAUGAUAAACAAUUA